AUGGGCGCUGCUUGGUCCGCAUGGGAUCCACUGUCCGUUUGUGCAGGGGGACCAGCUCCAGCCAAUGGGCAAACGAGGAUUGCAGGUGGCAGUCAGGAAGUGCAUCAAGCGGUGGAUGAGAUCAACGCACAGGCUGUCGAGCUCGAAGAAGCAAUGAUGCAAGAGGCCAUGUACCAAAGCCUGGUAAACGUUCCUGCCGUCGUGGAGGGGCAUGAGGAUCCUGACUUGCAGGCGGCGAUCCAGCAGAGCAUGUGCCCGCAAGCGCCACCUGAGCCUGCUCCAACGGAGGAGUCGAUGCGAUUGCAGCGGCUGCUGGACAGCUUGGGCAUGAAGCGGAUUGAUGUCGGAUCCACAAACCUGAGCGAAGACGGAGCACUCCUGAGCAAUCAGUGCUUUUACCUUGCAAUAGCCCGGAGCUGGCUUGCUUCUGCCGACCAUGGAAGUGGUAUGCUGGUCAGGGAUUCUGCUUUGCAGCUGAAGCGGGAGAUCGAAGCAUGCGUCUUCUGUGUCAGAGGAGAUGCGCGCGAACUGGGCGAUGAAGCUGAGGCUUACACGGACUACCUAUCAUGCGUAAUCCAAGGGCAGAGCCCAGCCUCCUCUUCGGCCAUUGCAGAUUUGGCAAUUGCAAUCUUUGCAUCGAGCCUGGGUGGGAUUGAAGCCUACGAGGGACAAGGUUACUCCGCCCUCCCGCGAGAGCAGCAGGUCUCCAACCUGGCUCUGGUCUGGCACCGUCCUGGGCACUUCGAAGCCGUCGUGGCCAGCGAUGGAGGCAAGGUGGGCAUCAACCUACGAGAGCUCAUCGCAAUUGCUCAGGGGCAGAACGUGGUUGCCGCCGUGGUCAAAAACUGA
Symbiodinium sp. CCMP2456 is the source of this 849-nucleotide messenger RNA. Lineage: Eukaryota; Dinophyceae; Suessiales; Symbiodiniaceae. The record is from the annotation of a GenBank genome assembly.